AUGUCACCUAUAGAGCACGGUGAGGUCUACGUGACAGAUGAUGGUGGUGAAAUGGAUCUCGAUCUCGGCAACUAUGAGCGAUAUCUUCUGACCACACUCACCCGAGACCACAACAUCACAACCGGCAAGAUCUACCAGCACGUCAUUGAGAGAGAGCGUGUCGGACAAUAUCUCGGUAAAACCGUUCAAGUCGUACCACAUAUCACCAAUGCCAUUCAAGAUUGGAUCGAGCGCGUUGCCAAGGUUCCUGUUGACGAGUCUGGAGCCGAACCUGAUGUUUGCAUUAUCGAAUUAGGUGGUACUGUCGGAGAUAUCGAGAGUGCUCCAUUCAUUCAUGCUGUCAGUCAGCUUCAAAGACGGGCUGGCAAAGGCAACUAUGCACAGAUUCACGUCUCAUAUGUUCCUGUCAUUCCACCUGGACCCGGUGGUGAGCAAAAGACGAAACCGACACAGAGGGCUGUUAGCGAUGUCCGAAGUGCCGGUCUCAACCCAGAUUUGAUCGCCUGCCGCUGUGAACAACCGCUAGAGGACACUACAAUCGACAAGAUCGCAAACAUGUGCCAAAUGGAGCGAAAACAAGUCGUUGCAGUACACAACGUAUCCACCACAUAUCACGUUCCUCUACUCCUUGAAAAACAAAAACUCCUCAAAACACUCAGCGAGCUUCUCAACCUCUCCUCUAUUCCACAACCGGCCCCUCGCAUUGAGCAGGGUAGUCGCAUGUGGAGAGACUGGGUUGAUCUUGCACACAGCCAGGACAAUCUUCACGACACAGUGAAUAUCGCGCUUGUGGGUAAAUAUACAACGCUCCAUGACGCAUACAUCAGUCUCAGCAAAUCCUUUGAGCAUGCUGCCAUGUACUGCCGCAAGAAGCUCAAGGUUAUCUGGGUCGACGCCUCGCACCUCGAAGAUGAGACCUUGGAAGUUUCGCCUGCAGAGUUCCACAAGGCGUGGCACAAUGUGUGCACCGCUGACGGAUUGUGUGUUCCCGGCGGAUUCGGCACUCGCGCUACGCUCGGUAUGAUGAAAGCGAUAACAUGGGCGCGCACCAAGAACGUGCCCUUUUUGGGUAUUUGUCUCGGUAUGCAGCUUGCUGUUAUCGAGUAUGCUCGCAACGUUGUCGGGAUUGAAGAUGCGGGUAGCGCAGAGUUGCAUCCUGAUGCUAAGGAGCAUGCCAUUAUCUACAUGCCCGAGGUCGACAAGACAAAACUCGGCGGCACAAUGCGUCUCGGCAAGCAUCCUUGCAUCUUCCAGGCUGGCAGCGAAUGGUCAAAACUCCGCGCUCUAUAUGGAUCAGCGCCUCAGAUCCAGGAACGACACCGCCACCGCUACGAGGUCAAUCCAGAAAUGGUUGAGCGUCUCGAAAAGGCUGGUCUCACUUUUGUCGGAAAGGAUGUCAAGGGUGAGCGUAUGGAGAUUAUUGAAUUGAAGGACCACCCUUGGUUCGUGGGUGUGCAGUUCCAUCCUGAGUAUCUGUCGCGAGUGCUGUCGCCUAGCUUUACUGUUCUCGGCUUCUUCGCCGCCGCCGCUGGAUGCCUGGACGAAAUCACAGCGAAGCUGAAUAAUGAUGGAGAGAAUUCUAUGCGAUUGCCAUUCCAUGAGAGAAGCGGUGCGCAAUAA
Molecule: messenger RNA, 1620 nt
Organism: Talaromyces amestolkiae
Lineage: Eukaryota; Fungi; Ascomycota; Eurotiomycetes; Eurotiales; Trichocomaceae
Exons: 10
Coding region: 1-1620 (539 amino acids)
Biological process (GO): CTP biosynthetic process; pyrimidine nucleobase biosynthetic process
Cellular component (GO): cytoophidium; cytoplasm
Molecular function (GO): identical protein binding; CTP synthase activity
Source: RefSeq, a predicted model, not a curated record